Messenger RNA from Anthostomella pinea, 1476 nucleotides. NCBI's taxonomy places the organism in Eukaryota, Fungi, Ascomycota, Sordariomycetes, Xylariales, Xylariaceae. The record is from the annotation of a GenBank genome assembly.
AUGGCCGACACCGCUACCGCUCCCGCUGCUCCUGCUGCCGCCGCUGCUGGCGAGAAGAAGAGACCUGAGAAGCCCAACCUCGACCUCUUCAAUGAGCGUCUGGCCAAGGCCGAGAAGGAGUACCAGGACUCCUUCGCUAAAUAUAAUGCUAUCAAGGCCAAAGUCGAGCUCGCCGUGCCGAACAAGAACAAAGAUGCCCCUACGCCGACCCAGAAACGCCGCCAGGAACUGAUCGCCCAAGCCAACGAGAUCCGGAACAAGCAGGGCGCGGGCAAGAAUACUCGCAACUCUAAAAUGGAUCAAAUAAAGCGUCUUGACGAACAACUCCGCUCCCGCAUUGCCGAACAAAAGAGUGCUCGCGGCAAGGUCAACUUCAGGAGUGUCGAGGAUCUCGACCGCGAGAUCGAGAAUUUGGACAAGCAGGUCAACAGCGGCAUGAUGAAGCUUGUCGACGAGAAGAAGGCUCUCACCGAGAUUUCCAACCUCCGAAAGCAGCGCAAGCACUUCGCCCAGUUCGACACCUCGCAGAAGGGCAUCGACGAGUUGAAAGCCAAGAUCAAGGAAAUCAAGGACAGCAUGGAUGACCCCGAAAACCGCGCCCUGAGCGAGCAGUACACCAAGAUCCAAGCCGAGAUCGACAGCAUCAAGGCCGAGCAGGACGAGGCCUUCAAGAAUCUCAACUCGUUGCGUGAUGAGCGAAGCAAACUGCAAGCUGAGCAGCAGGAGAAGUUCCAGGCCGUACGCAAGCUCAAGGACGAAUAUUACGGUGCCAAGAAGGCCCAUGCCGAGUACGAGCGUGAGGCUCGCCAGAAGGUCCGAGAACGGCAAAAGGCCGACCGUGAGAAGUUCGACAAGGAAAAGAAAAAGGAACGUGCCCAGAAGAUGCUCCAGGAGGCCAGCGACCCCGCCUACCUCGAGGAGAUCCGAAGAGCGAACAGUCUGUUGCACUUCUUCGACCCCUCCUCAACCUCUUCUGAGAAGGCUCCGCUUCUGGCCGAGAGUGGUCUGAGUGCCCAGGCUUCGCGCAAGGUCGAAGAUUCCGCUCCGAAGGGCACCAAGCUGCUACGAAAGGAGGAUCGCGAUGAUGAAUACGCCCCAGCCGUGAAGAAGGGAAAGAAGGGCAAGAAGGGGGGUGCCGCUGCCGCCGGGAAGAGCACUUACAACUGCCCGCCUUCGGUCAUUGAUGACUGUGGCUUCAUGGGCAUUGAUCCUCCCAUGAGCGCUGCUGAUGUCCCCGCCGCCGCCGAGAAGGUCAAGGCUAAGCUCGAGCAUUGGAAAUCUGACCAAAAGGCCCAGACCGAACGAAACGUCGAGAAGGCCAAGAAGGAGAUUGAGGCGCUGGAAGCCGAAGAGGCAGGUGAUGCACCCGGUACCGCGACUCCCAACGGCGUCGACGGUGACAAGAAGGCCGAUGACAAGGUAGCCGACGUGACUUCGGAUCUGAAGGAUGCCUCCUUGGAGGAGAAGAAGGAGUAG